Molecule: messenger RNA, 828 nt
Organism: Ostreobium quekettii
Lineage: Eukaryota; Viridiplantae; Chlorophyta; Ulvophyceae; Bryopsidales; Ostreobiaceae
Source: the annotation of a GenBank genome assembly
AUGCUGCCCUUCACCGCCCUGUGGCUGCCUGACCCUGCCCGCGAGGCCGCCUUCGCCAGGCGGUACGCCGAGAGGCACUUCCAGGACAGGGACCUGCUGUUCCGGGCCAUCCGGGCGUGCGUCACGCCGGUGUUCCUGUUGGUCCGGCUCUGGCAGAACGGCCUCGGCGCGGAUGGCAUGCAGGCCCUGGCGGUGGCCGCCGUGACCGUCGCCGUGGAGUGCGCGGGAUUCGGCUGGCAGAAGGACAAGCGAGGGGUCAAGAGGACCGCCAUGGCGGUGCUCACCCGCAUCGUAAUCAUCGUCAGCCAGGUCAUGGAUGCGGCCGCCAUGGAGGUGGUGGUGGGGAACCCCGGGUCGAUGUUCCGAUUCAUGCUCAUGCAGUCAGGCCUAGUGGCGCUGCUCAUCUCCAACGCCGGCGUGCCCCUCCUCGUCAAGCACCACCUGGCGGUGAGCGUCACCACGGUCGUGGCCAUGGCCGUGUUCGCAGUGCCCAACCAGUGUGCGGCGGCGUUCAGCGCCCCCGAGAGCGGUCCCAUCGUCUUGGCUGUCUGGCGUUUCAUAAAUGCCGUCUUCACGGGGGGCUGUCUGGAGAAUGAAUACAAUCCCCCGCCCCUGGACGCCUGCUGGAGUGUUGUUUCCAUGUCGCUCUUUGUGCUGGGGCUGCUCGCGCCGUCGUUCGCCAUGUGGACGGUGGAGUAUGAAGACCGGGUUAAUUUCACCAGAAGCGGUGAAUUGCUGACGGAGGAAAACAUCCGAAAACAGAUGCUUCUCUUCAUUCCUGUGAUGGGAGUCACGUGGCUGCUGCUGAACUUCAGAGUGUGGAUGUAG